This is a messenger RNA of Bombyx mori (domestic silkworm), 1191 nucleotides long. Its product is annotated as serine/arginine repetitive matrix protein 1-like. The record is from RefSeq and is a predicted model, not a curated record. The transcript has a single exon. NCBI's taxonomy places the organism in Eukaryota, Metazoa, Arthropoda, Insecta, Lepidoptera, Bombycidae. The coding region runs from base 1 to 1191 and encodes 396 amino acids.
AUGCGCUGUGCGCUCGGCAGCGAGUCGGGUGCGAUCAACCCCACCAGACCAUCGGUAGGGAAAAAGAGGGGGCGAAGGAAGACCCCACUAACAACGUCCGACGACGGCGGCGCGUCAUCUUCUAGCAUCGAGGUGCCGGAAAAGACGAUGGCCAUCGAGGAGGUGGCUUCGGUGGUUGCGGGGCCUGCCACAACGAAAGACACGAUGCCCGCUCCCCAGCGGCCACCAGUAAGGAGGAGAGGCGCAGUGUCACCAGCGACGUCGGUGGAAUCGAUGUCGACGUCGGCCGCGUCCCUGGCUAGCGGGGACGAGGCAUUCCGCGACCUCGACCUUGCGCUGGUCAAUCUGGCGAAGCUGCUGUCAACUGUGGCUGCCAAGGGCGCUGAGCCAGGCAGCAGCUACAGGAAAAGGCUCCGGGAGGGAGCCGCUAUGGUUAGGACAAAGCUGAUCCCCACCAUGUCCAAACUCGUCGGGCAGCUUGACUCCAGGGAGAGUCGCAUUCUGGAGGACUCCCCGGUCUUGCGAGAUGGGACUCCCUUGUCGCCGAUGCCUGCGCUGGCACACUCUGGGCCCCCCGCGAGGAAGAUGGACACCAGCGUGCCCUCACGAGCUGUGAUGAGUGUGGCGGCGCCCAUGCCAGCGCCCACUUCUGUGGCCCCUGUUUCACGAGUGCCUACUCCCGCACUCCCUUACCCCCCGCGGAGGGUUGAGUUAAGGCCUGCGCCGCCUCCCCAAAUAUCGGCCAUCCCUGCGUCCAUGCAGAGAGGAAGGUUAAGGCCUGCACCAGCGCAGGCUGAAGACAUCCGCUCGCCACUGGCGAGGAUGGUAGACGAGUGGCCGGCGCUGUCGCGGCCCAGGCCUGCGGAGCCGCCAAGCAGAGAAGAAAUGGUGGCCUGCAUCUCGCGGGCGGUGGCGGAUGAGGUCCGCAAACACUUUGCUGGCCUCGAGGAGAUGCUCCGCUCCUCGAAUGGUUCCGGAAAUUGCGUCCCGGCACCAAAAGCCACGACCGCCAUACGGGACUGGGCCGCGCAGCCGACCUCCACUCCUACCCCAUCCGCGAGGGUGGCACGACGUGGAGGCCGGAACCAGAAUAUCAGAGGUGCGGGAGCCAAGAAUCCCGCCCCGAGAUCCCAACCACAGCCUCGUCCCCUUCCUCCUCCCCCGUCAAGCAUGGACGAGGGCUGGAUCUAA